AUGCCUGAAGAAACAUAUUUGCCCCAUGGGCUUGCCCGAAGCGGACUACAGGGCCCGGAAAAACGAAAAGGACAUCUUCGAGAUGAAUCACGCCGAGGAGGAUCCGUCGAUCACUAUACAGUUGGGUGGAUUUGCGCUUUGCAGGAGGAAUACGAGAGCGCUUGCCGAAUGCUAGACGAGGAGCUGAACGAUCUCGAGGUACUUGACGAACGUGAUAAUAAUACAUAUGUUUUUGGUCGUAUUAGUGGUCACUGCGUGGUUAUCGGAUGUCUCCCACCAGGCAGAUAUGGAACGAACUCGGCAUCUCGCGUUGCCCAAGAUAUGGUGCGCAGUUUCCCUUCCCUACGGUUCGCCUUGAUGGUGGGCAUUGGAGGAGGUCUACCAACCCCCCAACGUGACAUCAGGCUUGGGGACGUUAUAGUGGGAACCCCGAGUGGGACAUUGGGUGGGGUGGUGCAGUAUGAUCUUGGGAAAUUAUUGCCAGGUGGCAGCUUCCAACCAACUGGGCAUCUCGAUGCUCCUCCAGAUAAGCUACUGGGCGCAAUACCAGAGGUCCGACGACGCUACAACGACCCCAGAACGGCCGAAAGCAUUGGCGAGCACAUCCGGCGUAUGGACGAUAUGCCUGAAUACCGACGGCCAACCAUAGAUUAUCUUUACCACUCUGAUUGCACGCAUCAAGGUGGGCAAAAUUGCCAUCUCUGUGACAGGAAUCAUGUGGUAGAGAGGCCAGACCGCGCAGGGCGGGCUGUGAUUGUUCAUUAUGGGACAAUUGCAUCUGGCAACACUGUGAUUAAGGAUGCCAUCAUGCGCGACCAAUUUGCAAGUUCAACCAUGAACCCUUUGUGCUUUGAGAUGGAAGCAGCCGGACUUAUGAACAAUCUUCCAUGUAUGGUGAUCCGUGGGAUAUGUGACUACUCUGACUCACAUAAGAAUGAUGAGUGGCAUAACUACGCGGCCCUCACAGCUGCAGCUUAUGCCAGGGAGCUGCUUCUUACCUUGCGACGUCACAAAGUGGCUCAGCUACCUCUCUGGAAGGAGAAGACCAAACCCGUAGGUAAAUUGAUCUCUGCUGUACCUUCUGGAAGCCCGCUCGUAGAGAGGAACUGA
Molecule: messenger RNA, 1110 nt
Organism: Aspergillus clavatus NRRL 1
Lineage: Eukaryota; Fungi; Ascomycota; Eurotiomycetes; Eurotiales; Aspergillaceae
Product: 5'-methylthioadenosine/S-adenosylhomocysteine nucleosidase family protein
Exons: 1
Coding region: 1-1110 (369 amino acids)
Biological process (GO): nucleoside metabolic process
Molecular function (GO): catalytic activity
Source: RefSeq, a predicted model, not a curated record